AUGACUUCAUUUUUACAACGCAGUGCCUAAAAAACCUAACUAUCUCCUUCUAAAAGAAGCGCUGAAGAUGUUUUUUCUGAAUUCCGUAGUUUCCGUAACGAAACUAAGAGAAAGGCUGAGACUUCUCAUUCCAAGUUAAUUUUGGAGUCUCCUUAGUAAAGUGUAGGUGGUUACCAACCAUUCGCAUCUAAUUCAUUUGUCAGUGCAAAAAACACUACUUCAUAAGUAUUUUAACUAGGAGGUGGAUUUAUUCCUAACUCAAGACAUGCUUCUAACAUUUCUCCUAACAAGAAAGCAACCAUUGGCAUUUAAUAGCACUCUCCUUAGAAGUCAUACCUUUAUAAAGAGAAUUUACAUGAAUAGUGCCAAUAGCAUGCCUAGCACAAUUCAUAAUUUAAUCGUAGCGUAGUUAACCCAAUUGCAAGCGGAUUAGAUAAUUUGUAACGUGAAAUCAAAGAAAUUAGCUUCUCUAGUCACUUCAAUCACUAGAUUAACGCUGCUCGUCAAUAAAGCAGAAAGAAACUAGCAAAUUUGAGUCCUACAUAAAAAAGCAAUACUCCUCUUAUUUCAAGUUAAUAUAGUCCAGCUCGCUCUAGCACUCUCAAUUUGUUUGGCAGAUAGUAAAAUUCAAAGAUUUUUGAAUCUGCUUAAUAACAGCAAGUUCAAAUACCAACAAGCGGAUUAUCUUCUUUAUAUGCAUCAAGCCAAUUAUAAAAUUAAUCUCCCUUCAAAAGAAGAAACUCAUAGCAACCAAGAAGUUUGAAUAUCUUCAAUUAAAAAGUAAUAAGCUACUCUCCUACCAGAUAUUCCUAAAAGCUAUUCAGUCCUAACAGACUUGUUAAGCGCCUUGGUUCCCCUGUUGAUUCUCAGUUCCAAGACUUUGAAUAUCCUGCCACUCAAAACAGCCCAUAAAUCAAUGUCAAGGGAACAAAAUCAGCAUUAACAACUUAAAUUCCUGGGUCUUCUUCCCUAGGAUCAGCAGCCUUCAACUUAAAGAGAUCUAACUCAGCAAGUGGAAACAGCUUAAGUCAAUUAUUGAACCAAACAAAAAAUAAAAUUAAAAGCAAUGGAAUGGGUUAUAAUUUAUCUCCUAAACCCUCUUUUGCAAACAGAGUUACCAACAAUACCUAAAUUAAUUUGAACAACUCCUCAUUCUUAUCUCCUAAUUCUAAGAACUAGGAAAUAUUCGGUUUCUCUAAAACUGCCUAUCUCGUUGACAAAAGAGCUCAUGAUUUAGAGGAUUAUCUCAGCACUUUAAGCAAUUCCGAUUUCAGCUCUCUUCCUAGAGAAAACGUCGAAUCCCUUAUUAAAUUGUCUUCUGUGAUAAUGUCUAAAGUGAAAGGUUCUACUUACUACAGAGGUAGUAUUUUCUGA
Messenger RNA from Tetrahymena thermophila SB210, 1374 nucleotides. RefSeq lists its product as hypothetical. The record is from RefSeq and is a predicted model, not a curated record. The transcript has a single exon. Lineage: Eukaryota; Ciliophora; Oligohymenophorea; Hymenostomatida; Tetrahymenidae.